CUAGCACAUGAAGUUAAACAUUCUUUGACCAUUAUUCUUGACAUUCACUUAGUUGAAUCAGAGGUUUUCAAUUCAUUCUCUAUUUGCUUUUGCAAGUAUAAAAGUGGUGGAUUGAGUAUAGAACAUCGGUGCAUUUAAAGAAAAAUGGAUAUAAACAGAAUCCAAUUAGCUCUGCGCUCUUGUGGGAUCUUUCAAUCUAUCAAACACGCCAAAUCACUUCACUCUUGCAUCAUAAAACUUGGCUUUCUGAAUCAUGUUUUCCUCGUAAACAACAUGAUCUCUGUCUAUGCAAAGGUUCUCCAUGUAGAUGAUGCGCGAAACCUGUUUGACGAAAUGCCUCACAGAAACAUCGUUACUUGGACCACAAUGCUCUCUGCAUACACCAAUUCUGGGAGUCCCCACGUGGCCCUUUCACUUUACAAUCAGAUGCUGCAAUCUGAAACAGAGGAGCCCAAUGGGUUCUUGUACUCUGCGGUUCUCAAGGCGUGUGGUCUAGUGGGUGAUGUUGAACUGGGUAGGUUUGUUCACCAGCAUGUAGCUCAGGCAAAAAUGGAAUUUGACACUGUUCUGAUGAAUGCACUUUUGGACAUGUAUGUCAAAUGUGGGAGCUUGAAGGAUGCAAAGCGAGUUUUUUAUGAGACCCCACUUAAGAAUUCGACUUCAUGGAACACGCUCAUUCUGGGUCAUGCUAAAAGUGGCUUGGUGGGCGAUGCUCUGAAGCUGUUUGAUCAAAUGCCGGAACGUGAUAUUGUUUCUUGGAAUAGCAUCGUUGCUGGUCUAGCAAGUACUGGAAGCCCCCAUGCAUUACAGUUUGUUGCUAGGAUGCACGUGCUAGGCUUUAAACUAGAUGAGUUCACAUUCCCACGCGCUCUCAAAAUUUGCGGUCAGGUUGGUGAAAUAGCAACGGGGAAACAAAUUCAUUGUUAUGUUAUCAAGUCAGGGUUUGAGUCUUGCAGUUACUGUAUAUCAGCGUUGAUUGAUAUGUAUUCCAAUUGCAAGUUAUUGGAUGAAGCAAUGUUGAUCUUUGAUCAGUUCUUCGACAAUUCUUUUGUUGUCGAAAGCUUGGCAAUUUGGAAUUGUAUGCUUUCUGGGUAUGUUGUCAAUGGGGAUUAUGGAAAGGCUCUUAGUCUGAUUGCACAUAUCCAUAAAACUGGUGCAUAUUUCGAUUCUUAUACCUUUAGUAUUGCUUUAAAGGUUUGUAUGUACUUCCAGAACUUGAGGUUGGUAUCUCAGGUGCAUAGUUUGGUCAUCACAAGUGGCUAUGAGUUAGAUUGCGUUAUUGGAAGCAUUCUUAUUGAUCUCUAUGCGAACCAGGGGAAUAUUAAUAUUGCUUUGAGAUUGUUUGAAAAGUUGCCAGAAAAAGAUGUUGUGGCUUGGUCUAGUGUGAUUGCUGCUUGUGCUAGAUCUGGCUUAGAUUCAUUGGCUUUAUCCCUCUUUAUGAAUAUGACUCGUAUGGAUCUUGAGAUUGACCAUUUUAUCCUUACAGUUGUUCUUAAAGUUUGUUCAACCUUGGCAUCUCAGAGAAUUGGAAAGCAAAUUCAUGCUAACUGUCUUAAAAAGGGAUAUGAAUCAGAGGGAGUUAUUGCAACUGCUCUUAUUGAUAUGUACUCAAAAUGUGGUGACAUUGAGGAUGCCUUAGCGUUGUUUGGCUGUCUUUCAGAAAGAGACACUAUGUGUUGGACAGGGAUUAUUGUUGGAUGUGCACAAAAUGGAAGAGUAGACGAGGCAAUCAAUCUUCUGCAUGAGAUGAUAGAAUCUGGUGAAAAGCCAAAUGAAAUCACCAUUCUAGGUGCUCUUACGGCUUGUAGGCAUGGUGGCCUAGUUGAAGAGGCAUGGGCCAUAUUUGAUUCUGUUGAAACAGACCAUGGAUUGAAAAGGUGCCUAGAGCAUUACAGUUGUAUGGUUGAUCUACUUGGUCAAGCAGGACGCUUCGAAGAAGCACUAAAAUUGAUUAGUGACAUGCCAUUUAAGCCUGACAAGACGAUAUGGUUCUCCUUGCUUGGCGCUUGUGGAACUCACAAGAACCAGUAUCUUGCUAAUGUUGUUGCUGAGCAUCUUCGUGCUACAUUUCCAGAAGAUGCUUCUGUAUAUGUAAUGCUGUCAAACGUUUAUGCAACUCUUGGAAUGUGGGAUAGUUUAAGCGAAGCAAGGGAAGCCUUGAAAAAAGUAGGCUUAAAAGGAGCUGGUAAAAGCUGGAUUGAGAUCUCAAGUUGACAAUGCUGGUUUUGUUAGUGGCUUGGUUCAGCUAGCUUCCCCCGGGUUCAUAGUGUGUGAUUUUUCAAGAUGCAUUGCCGACUGUUCUAGUUUAAUAGCUAGUCUGGACCAUCAAAGCCAGUCUAUAUUUAUAAUUUGGAGACUGCAAUAGUUCAAUGAGAAGGUAAAAAGCAUAUAUCACAUUUUAAAUGGCAGCAGGUAGCAGAUAUCACCACCUAGUGGGAUAGGCUUUGUUGUUGGUGUUUGUUGUUGUAGCAGAUACUGCACUUUAAAAAUGCAUGAGUUGAUGCGCUGAAUGCAGCAGUUCCCUCUGAUAAGAUUGUUAUACCUGCUAUUUCCACAAGGCCUCAUGCAUCAAGUGAUUGCAUCCCCCAAUGAAAUAUGAAAAGGGCUUUUUACAGAAGUCAUCAAGUCUCCACUUUUAUUUUAACAUGGUUGAUCAGCUUGACAUUUUCAGCAUAUCAUUGAAAAGCUUCCAUCUGAUGAGAUUGAGCAUGUGAUUAAGACACCACAAAGCAGCAUUGAGAGUUUGUUGGGGCAGAUACAAACAUCUCUUGAGCCAUGUCCACCAUUGAUUGUGAUCUCAGAUCAGAGAGGAUUUUGGUUACGUGGUCAGAGCCCAUCCCCCGAGGGUCAUUUUAUGCCGGGGUUUGGACAUUAUGAAGCUGCAUCCAGGCAUAAUCUCAGGUCUUUCUUCCAAGCCAAAGCCAUAAUAUUGAAUACAGCAAUAUAAAAAGGGUGAAAGCCCACUAUACACUUCUUUUUCUUUCAUUUUCUUGUUACGUUUUUACCAACUGAUGCUUUAAAACCACUGGUUAAUUCUAAAUUGAAAACUUUCAUUGAAAUAAAUGAAAUUUAACUUCUACUAUUAAAAUUCUUAACCAGAAUCCUUAAAAAAAUUAGUCAGCAAAAUGCUACUACAGAAUUCCAUUCUGACACCAUGGCAAAUUGCUAGCUAGCAAUAAUGCAAGAUUCCUAUUCCUUAAAUUAUACCCAAAUGAGAAAACCUAGUACAUAGAGCUGGAAGAACAUGAACCCUAGAAGAACAUAGGUAAGAACAACACAAAAGUGGUCCUAAAACAAUUAGGUUAUGCCCUGUCCAAACAUGGGCAGAGCAAUUAUCACCACAUAGCAAAAACAAUGAACAUGGUAGACCCCACAAGUGAACCCCACCUCACAAUUCAUCACAGUGGCUGCUCUGCAUAAGGCCGACUCAUUGCUAUGAUGUGCUAUUGUAAUGUCUCUACCAUGCAUGCUAGUGGCAGUGCCUUGUAUGGAAUUUAUUUCUUGAAGUCUUCCCACGGAAUUUUUA
This is a messenger RNA of Arachis stenosperma, 3526 nucleotides long. RefSeq names its product pentatricopeptide repeat-containing protein At4g08210. Gene Ontology annotation, biological process: RNA modification. Gene Ontology annotation, molecular function: protein binding; RNA binding. Bases 145 to 2214 code for a protein of 689 amino acids. NCBI's taxonomy places the organism in Eukaryota, Viridiplantae, Streptophyta, Magnoliopsida, Fabales, Fabaceae. The record is from RefSeq and is a predicted model, not a curated record. The transcript is spliced from 4 exons.